CACAAACUUGUCGAUCAAGGAAUGCAAACAAUUGAACUAAGCGUUUCUUGGAAUGGUGUUGAAGAUAACGAAAGUGACAUCAGUAGCAGCGGGUAUUGCCUUGGUGUAACUCGUCUCACAUGCAGGAGUGGCCUUGUGCAAGCAGGUGCUUCUACAUUUGGCACUGUUGGCCCCUUCAGACCUGAUCCAUGGGCUGAAUAUUUUGUCACGGUUGUUGUUGUAAAUGGAGCUGGUCUAAAAACGGUCAUGUCAUCAAAGAAAUUAGUUUUUGACACGUCACCUCCACACAAGGGUACUGUAAUUGAUGGAAUCGACCUUGAUAUUGAUUUCACUAAUUCAACGAACUUCUUUUCGGUUCAGUGGCAUGGUAUCGAAGAUGAAGAGUCUGAUGUUGCCAGUUGCUCCUGGGCGCUAAUCGAACAAUCAAUCUCGGAUGACAGAUCGGUAUUUGGAAAUAGUACUGCAGUGUUAAGGAAAGCCGUGGAACGGGAAGGAAACCUCACUCAAGCAAAUCUUAGUCUUGUCCCAGGCGCUCGCUACAUCAGCGAAAUCACGUGCUUCAACGGCGAUGGCUUCGGUAGCACUUCUUCCUCUGAUGGUGUCAUUGUAGAUGUUACAUCACCAAAUGCUGCUCUAGUUCACGAUGGAUCAUCUCUACUAGCGGACGUUGAUUAUCAGUCAUCAACUACUUCGGUAGAAGUAGUGUGGAAUCCCUUUGAAGACCAAGAAAGUGGAAUCAUGGAGUACCACUGGGGCCUAGGAACCACUCCUGAUGACACAGACGCGAUGAACUUUACCGCAGUAGGAAAAAUGACGUCAGGGAAGGCAGGAAACUUAUCACUGACCCAUGGUGUGAGGUAUUAUGUCACAGUGGAGGCUGCAAAUGGCGCUGGCAUGACGUCGCGUGGUUGGUCUAGUGGUUUUGUAGUUGACGUCACUCCUCCUGGAUUAACUGAGGUAACAGCUGGUUCAAAACUUUGGAUUGGUCCUGCAGACAGUCUGCUCGCCACCUGGAAGUCACAAGACCUGGAGAGCGGAAUAGACAAAACAGAAUUUUGCGUCGGAACAUUGCCUGUAGGGUGCCAGAUAAAAUCAAUCACCGAAAUACUCCCAAACUCGACAGACGUGACAUGCAGUGACUGCGUCUUAAGUCAUUAUGGGACGUACUACCUUAGUAUAAGAGUAACAAAUGGUGCUGGCCUUUUUACUGUAAUUGCGAUAAACGGAACCAAAGUCGAUCUGACGGCUCCUUUCCUCAGUGAUAUCGUCCCACAGUUCUCCGUCAUGUCGUGCAGUACAAAUUGCACCCUAGUUUCAAAUAUCACUGGUGUCCAAGAUGAUGAAAGCGGUGUCAGACUUUGCAGCUUUGCGAUAAGAAACAGUACUGACUUUGUGACUGAUUUUAUAGAAAAUGGGUUGAGUGCGACUGUCAUGGCCACAGGUCUACAAUUGCUACCCGGACAAAGUUAUUACACCGUGGUGAGAUGCGAAAACAAUGCUGGACUUUACACAGAGAUGGUAUCUUCUCCAGUCCUUGUUCACGAUACGCCUCCUUCAAAGGGCUCCGUAAUUGUAAGUGAAGACCGUACGCAUGACGUUUUUGGCAUACAUUCCAGCUGCCAUCUCUUCAACAGAACACUGCGGGCUCACUGGUACGGUUUUAACGACGAAGAAUCCGAGAUAAGCGGUUUUCGUGUUGCUGUUGGCAAACAGCCAAACGCAACCGACGUGUUGCAGUUCCAAGAAGUUGGCCUGGUGACAAAUGUUACUCUGCCUUUGACCAACAUCAGCACGUUGUUUGAUGGUGACAUCGUUUACGUGACAGUUGAAUCACGCAACGGCGCAGGCUUGGUUACUCAAAGUUCGUCACCUCCUACAAGGUUGGUUGCAGCUGACAAUGAGGAGUAUUUGAGAGAAGGAGAUUUUUACUGUCUGAACUUUUGAGUGCCAAAACUGUUAAUGAGUAGAAACUAUGCUACAAAUUAGUAAAGAGGUAUAAUCAGGUAUGUCAGAAGUUUGAAAAUAGUUUAUCCCUUUAGUAUAGGUUAAACGAACGCAAUUGAAUUAACUUUGCCAAUGUGAUUAUACAACGUAGUAUAAGUUGGGACUAGUAGCGGCCGAUGCUUAUUUUCUGCAUAUGGUCAGGAGACGUGUAUGGAAAAACAUUUUAACAAUGUACGAUAUUUACCCGAAUAAAGGCUUCUUCUUUCUGA
Messenger RNA from Orbicella faveolata, 2213 nucleotides. RefSeq lists its product as uncharacterized. The record is from RefSeq and is a predicted model, not a curated record. NCBI's taxonomy places the organism in Eukaryota, Metazoa, Cnidaria, Anthozoa, Scleractinia, Merulinidae.